Messenger RNA from Owenia fusiformis, 1503 nucleotides. NCBI's taxonomy places the organism in Eukaryota, Metazoa, Annelida, Polychaeta, Sabellida, Oweniidae. The record is from the annotation of a GenBank genome assembly.
CUAAUAGUGACCUUGACCUCAUAUCAUUUUUGGAAAAUAAAUCUUUCAUUUGUUCUAACUAUUACCCUGCUUAGAGACUCACAUAAAAGUACAAGAAGAUGAACAAAGGAGAAAGGGUGCCGAUGCGCCUCUUGGCUGGGAAUUCCCAUAAUGAAUUGGCUGCUUCCAUCGCAGAGAAGCUUGGUAUGCAGCUGAUGAAUGUGUCAUCCUACCACAAAUCUAACAGAGAAACAUGUGUUGAGAUGGGUGAGUCAGUAAGAGGGAAAGAUGUCUACAUUAUUCAAACUGGAACAAAGGAUGUGAACAAUGAUGUUAUGGAGUUAAUGAUCAUGUCCUAUGCCUUGCGUACCAGUGCUGCCCGCCACAUUGUCGCUGUACUCCCUUACCUACCAUAUUGUAAACAAAGCAAACUUAAGAAACGAGGAUGCAUUGCUUCAAAAUUAAUUGCCAGAAUGCUUAGCAAAUCAGGGAUCUCACAUAUUAUCACAAUGGACCUGCAUCAGAAAGAGAUACAGGGCUUCUUUGAUAUUCCAGUAGAUAACCUCAGGGCAUCCCCCUUCCUCAUACAGUACAUCAAGGAACAGAUUCCUGACUACAGGAAUGCUGUGAUAGUUGCAAGAAACCCUGGCUCAGUGAAGCGAGCAACGUCCUAUGCUGAAAGAUUACGUCUCGGAAUUGCUGUCAUCCAUGGUGAGGAUAAAGAAACAAUGGCAGAAUCUGAGAGAGAUGAUGGAAGAAAUUCUCCCCCACCAUUAUCUGUUGAGAAGCGAUCAAUGGCUUUAGGACUAGAAAUCUUUCCAGUGCUUCAAGCUAAGGAAAAGCCCCCUAUGAAUGUAGUUGGAGAUGUAGGAGGCAAGAUAGCUAUCAUGGUGGAUGAUAUGAUAGAUGAUGUUCACUCAUUUGUACGAGCUGCUGAGAUCCUGAAGGAGAGAGGGGCCUACAAGAUAUAUGCCAUGGCCACACAUGGAAUCCUAUCAUCUGAUGCUCCCACCAUGAUAGAGGAAUCACCCAUCGAUGAGGUGGUAGUGACAAACACAGUCCCUCAUGAUGUCCAGAAAAUGCAGUGCCACAAAAUAAAAACUGUUGAUGUCAGUAUUUUGUUAUCUGAGGCAAUACGCAGAAUCAACAACCAGGAAUCAAUGUCUACAUUAUUUGAGAACAUAUCAACAGAGGACUAAAUAGACCACAUCUCUGCUAUGAUGAACUGCACUAAAGAUCCUAUGGGACUACUUCACCAUAAGUCCAAUUGAUCUGCUUUAACAGAGUGAUAUUGCUUAAUAUUGAAAUCCCAAGAAAGAAAAAAUUGGAUUGUGUUCAAGUGCCAGAACAGAUUGUUUAUUAGUGAUGCAGGUUGAUGAGAAAAACUGAGCCAGAACGAAAAAACACGUCUUAUGAUGUCUUUAUUUCUUUAAAUUAGAGGAAGAUAAUUUCAUGAACAGUUAUUACUGCAUUAAUUAACACAAAGAUCUAUGUCAGACCAUGUUGUUGCUACAGUGUACUGUA